Molecule: messenger RNA, 1434 nt
Organism: Nematocida minor
Lineage: Eukaryota; Fungi; Microsporidia
Product: E3 ubiquitin-protein ligase
Exons: 1
Coding region: 1-1434 (477 amino acids)
Biological process (GO): rescue of stalled cytosolic ribosome; protein ubiquitination
Molecular function (GO): ribosome binding; ubiquitin protein ligase activity
Source: RefSeq, a predicted model, not a curated record
AUGGAUGGAGAUGAAUGUGUAAUAUGCUACGACCACUACACGGUAGGAAUAGUAACAGAGUGUGGGCAUAGGUGCUGCUUGAAGUGCGGGCUAAGAUACAAAUUUAUAAGCAACAAGUCAGGAUGCCCUAUAUGUCUCAGAGAAAUACGCGAUGACGAGAUGAAGUUUAAAGUCACAAAAAACAAAAACGAAAAGUUUAGACAAACAGAAGACUCCUAUCUCUGGGCCAACUGCAUAGUCUGUGACCCAGAUGAAAUAGAUGAAAUAGAAGAGCUAAUGACCAGAUCCUGCCAGCUGUGCAAGACAGAGUUCUACGACAACCAGACACUGAUGAAGCACUACUCCGCAAAGCACAAAAGACACCUUUGCGAGCUGUGUGUUGAGCACAGGUGCGAGUUCCCGUUUGAGUACGUGAUCUACAGUAUAGCCGAGCUCAAUGCGCACAGAACCGAAAAAACAAUAGGGAACGGACACCCGAUGUGCGGGUUCUGCCGAGAAAGAUUCUACACUGCAGACAUGCUGGCUAAGCACUGCAGGAAGGCGCACGAGCUGUGCUAUCUCUGCGAAAGGCUGGGGAAAAAGAACGAAUACUACAAAAACUACUCCGAGCUUGAAAAUCAUUUCAAGAAAGUGCACUACACGUGCAGUGAAAGAAUGUGUCUGGACGCACGGUGCUAUGCGUUUAUAGACGAGGUAGAGCUGGCUGCACACAAAGCAUCGCUGCAUCCGACAAAAAAAGAGCACAAAAUCAGAAUACAGGGACCAUCACAAGCCAAUAGAAAAAUAACGGAAAAAAAGCCAGUCACUCCGCCAGAAGAGGAAGCUGCACCAGAGCCUCCAAAGCACUUGAAUAGAAGCGAGCUCCUGAGAAGCAGAGAUAUGAAGAGCAAAUACACAAACCUCAUCAAGAGAAACUAUGCAUCACCAGACGAAGUGGCAAAGCUAACAGCAGAGUAUGACGAGCUGGCAAUCGAACUGGACGAGUACGCUGCUAGAAUUCGAGAGCUACUGGGGGAUAAAAAAACAGUUGAGUUUAUAGAAAGAAUAUCGACGUAUUUACUGCCAGACAGAACAGAAGACAUAAAGAAAAACUUUCCAAAAAUCAAAAGAGCAAUUGAGUUUGCACCGAUUAAGAUGGAGCCCAAAAAGGAAAAAGAACAAAAACAAACAGCGCAGACAAAGAAAGAGGAGCCAAAGAGCGUGGAGGAGUCCUGUGCAAAAAUACCAGAGGCUCCCAAGCCUCCUGCGAAUGUAAAGCUCAGCUGGUCAUCGGCGCUCACUAAGUCGGCAUGGAACAACAAGCCAGGACAGGCUGUGGUAAAGCCCAUCCAUGUUUCCAACCUUGAAAUCAAACUGCCUGCUGCCCGGCCAAAAGAGCCAAAAAAGGAAGAGAAAGAAGGAAAGAAGAAGCACAGAACUUUUGUGAUUGAAUAG